UCAUCUCUUCCAUUUUCCCUCCAAAAUCCAAAGCUAUACUUUCCCUACUUCUCUCUAUUAAUUUCUUCAACCCUACUGAACUCCAUUGGAGAUCAACGCACAAUUAUCACUUCCUUGGAAAAAAGGGAAAAUUGUGGUUAGGGAUACGAAGACUACAUUCAUCAACUCAUACUGUUGCGAACUGCUGCUGCAAUUUAACACGUCAAGAAUACGGCUCAUAUCCUUGGAAACUUUACAGGGCAUCCGAAGAAGCCACCAAAUUUUCGGUCAAGUGAAGAUACAUGUUGUGGCAUGAAAAUGGAACUGUCAUUUGAGUUCUAUCGUCAUCUGGGUUUUUGAUCCUGAUAACUAUUCUGCACAGGACUGUUUGUGCUCGUAUUUGUUUUUACUAGAGAAUUUCUUUGUAUUGUUGCUCUAGAAAUUUAUCUUAUGAGGACUUUAUAGACAAGGAAAGUUCCCCUCUUUUUUCUUUUUCUUUUUUACUUUUUUUUUGUGGUUGUUGGGGGUAUUGGAAAGGUUUCUCUUGAAGCCUAGGCCUGAAGAUGGAAAUAGAAAAAUCACUACCUUAUGGUGAAGGAGGAGCAGAUGCAAUAUUAAAUGUUCAACCUAAUACUUCAAUCUCUAUCGCUUAUCACCAGCUCUUUGGUCCUCAUGAUGAUUUAAUGCUUCUUGAGCUUGAUGAGAAGCUUUUACCUGAUAUCCUCAAUCAAAGAGUAACAAUAAGAGGGCAGCCAGAUGAGGAUGCAGUUCUUUGUAGUCAGACAAAAACUUAUGCCAUUAAAUUUGUUGGAACUUCUAAUUCUCUAUUCCUUAUACCCCCUUCCAACCUAUCGAUCGCACUUGGAGCUUCGCCAAACUCAAGUGAAAAGGAUCAUGACAAUGCGAUGGUUGCUUCUGUAAUCAAAGUAGUACCUGGCAGUAUGGAACUUGUCGAGGUUGCUCCUAGAUUGGACAAACUCAAAUUGCUUCUUUCAGAAAACCCUUAUAGUUUUGAUGAAGUGUCACAAAUGAAUACUGAAUUGACUCACAAAAACAAGGGCUUGUAUUCAUGGAGUGAUCUUGUUGAGAAGGUGCAAGCCAGUGACGAGGAACUGUGCACAGGGUUGCGAGCUCUUGCAGCAGUAGAGAUAGAUGGAUUUUGGCGAAGUUUAGAUGAGAACUUUGUGGAUGCGAUUCUGAACAUGCUUUUGCAUAAUGCAGUGCUGAAUGACUGGCUUUUAAGUGCUCUAAACGAAGAUGAAGUUUUGCCUGUGCUAGAGGCAGAUGGAUUUCCUCGUGAAAUAGUAAAGCACUGUUUGGGAGUUUAUGGAAGUAAGGUGGAUGAUGAGAUUAGAGGAGGCUGCACAUGGAGGUUGGAAGAAAGGCCAGUUUGCGUGCAUUUUGCUAGAGUAAUCUUAAGAGGGGAAAAAAUGAAACUUGAAAGAUUUAUGGAGGAGUGGAGAAAGAAAGUUCCAGAAGGGAUGAAUGCAAGUUUUGAUGUGCUAGAAGGAGAAGUCUUGACCGAAAAGAUCGGGAUAGAGACUCGGAUUUAUGCUUUUAGUGUUUCUUCACUGUCAUCAGUGCCUGCUGAACGGUUUUCCAAACUAUUCCAGGAGAAGCCAAAGUGGGAAUGGAAAGAACUGCAGCCAUUUGUCAGGGAUCUGAAGGUACCAGGACUUUCUUCAGAAGGUUUACUACUCAAGUACACUAGAAGAAGUCAACCAAGUGCGGAUGCUGAACCAAUUUUCAGUGCAAGAUAAUAUUUCUCGUACAUGUUCCACAAUUUGGAUGUCUUACUAGACUUGUAAAGAGGAAGGAGAUCAUGUAAUGUAAACUUGAUUUUGGAAUCUGUUAACAAGUUCACUGUGUAGUUGCUUUGCCUCUGCAAUCAUUUUGGGGUAAUACUCGUCUUGCUUGUUUUAAUACAUGUAACAGCUCCUUGGUCUAUUUACCACAAACACUGGGUAAACACUGGGUAUGUUGUUGUAGUAAGAACAGAUUAAAACUAUUGAGUUGCAUCUUGUGUUUUGGAGCUCGUUUAUUUAUCAGUACUAAUUUGUAUAUUAUGCCAAAGUUGACAUUUAUAUUUAA
This is a messenger RNA of Solanum lycopersicum (tomato), 2070 nucleotides long. The record is from RefSeq and is a predicted model, not a curated record. Lineage: Eukaryota; Viridiplantae; Streptophyta; Magnoliopsida; Solanales; Solanaceae.